ACGAAAAAAAAAAAGAUGGUUGCCGGAUUCCGUCGCUCACUCUCGUUUUCCACCCCAAGUCCCAGACGUUCACCACCGCCGGAGAAAUCCUACCACGUUAGAUCCAUCAGCCUUCCAUGCAAAUCUCACCCGUUGAUCUCCCAGCUGAAGGAUAAGAUCAACGAGCUUAGGAAAUGGGAAUCAGAAUCAGAGGCGGCCGCCACCACCACUGGAUUCUCCUCAUCAGCCUGUCUAUGUAACGGGUUGAGCCACCUUAAGAACGUCCAAGACUGCCUCGACGAUCUCCUACAUCUUCCCCAGACACAAGAGUCCCUCCGCCGUCGAUCUGAUUGGGUCGAGAACCUUCUAGAAGAUUUCCUCCGUUUCGUUGAUGUCUACGGCAUCUUUCGAGCUGCACUCUUGUCUCUCAAGGAACAACAUUUAGCAGCUCAGGUAUCCAUAAGGAGGAGAGAUGAAUCCAAUAUAGCCUCUUACGUGAAGUCAAGUAAGAGGAAGGAUAAGGAGAUGAGAAAGCUUGCGUCGAUCGUCCGACGUAUCGGAAAGUGCUCUUCGCCGGCAUUGGUGUCGGUGUCAUCGGAUUCUGAUUCUGAGUUGGCAGCUGUUCUUAGGGAUGUGAACCAGGUCACGGUUUCGGUUUCGGUAACCCUCUUUAAUGGAAUUUCGUCUUCAUCUGGGUCAUGGAUGACGGGAUGGAGGGCACAGAAAAUAAAGAAAGAGAAGGGAAUUUGGGAGUUCGAGGAAGCCAAAUUGCAGAGCCUAAGGUGGUUGAGAAAAAAGGGAGAUGAAGAGGAGGUGAGGAUGAGUUUGAUUAGUAGAUUGCAAGCGUUGGACGAUUGUAUUGGAGGAAUCGAAAGUGGAAGUGAGAAAGUGUUUAGGAGUCUAAUGAACACCAGAGUUUCUCUGCUCAACAUCCUCACUCAAUAA
Molecule: messenger RNA, 924 nt
Organism: Telopea speciosissima
Lineage: Eukaryota; Viridiplantae; Streptophyta; Magnoliopsida; Proteales; Proteaceae
Exons: 1
Coding region: 16-924 (302 amino acids)
Biological process (GO): shoot system development; root development
Source: RefSeq, a predicted model, not a curated record